Messenger RNA from Notolabrus celidotus (New Zealand spotty), 2487 nucleotides. It is a transcript of the gene asl, whose product is annotated as argininosuccinate lyase. NCBI's taxonomy places the organism in Eukaryota, Metazoa, Chordata, Actinopteri, Labriformes, Labridae. The coding region runs from base 3 to 2240 and encodes 745 amino acids. The record is from RefSeq and is a predicted model, not a curated record. Gene Ontology annotation, molecular function: argininosuccinate lyase activity. The transcript has 18 exons. Gene Ontology annotation, cellular component: cytosol.
GUAUGGACCUCCGAUGUGGUUGUUGUAGCGGCGCCAUCUUGCCUGCAGUAGGGUACUCUUGGAAGUCUGUCGCUGCUAAAUCAAUGAGCAGAAAGAUGCAUCCGUCGAUUAUUGAAGGAGACCAGGGGUUGGAGUACAUUAGGGUGUCUCCAUCCCAAUUUGGCUGUCCCCUCUGCCCCAGCUUCACCACAUGGAGUGCAGGAGUCAUCAAGAGGCACCUGGAAGUUCAUGUGACAAAUGCAGUGCAUUUCAUGGAAAUGAUGAUCUGCAGAUGCAAUCUCCACUGCAGAGAUGGAAGCCAUUUUCACUGCCCAUUUUGUUUAACCACAAUCAUCCGCAAAGACUCCAUAACAACACACCUCAAGGAGUGCCAAAAUAAGUCUGAAGUAUCGGUUCCACCCUCUCAACCGCCCUCACCAGAGGCCCACCCUCCUGCGGAUUUUACAACAUCUAUUGUGGCAGCUGUGAAAAAGGACCACUCCUACAUUGAAACGUCCCCGAAGACCCCUGCACCUGCUCCAGAUGAGCCAGAUGUGGGUCAGUCACCGCCGGCUACUGCUUCAGAGGAGCCCAUUGCUUCAGAGCCCAUUGCUUCAGAGGAGCCCAUUGCCCCAACCCACAUUAAGUGCCCGUACUGCCCAGUUGUCCUCUUUAAGAGGAAUUUGGUUAUACAUGUUAAACGAAAACAUGAUAAAGAAAAAGACAUCACGGGACAGUCACACUUGCAAAGCACAUUGGUUGACCAUCAUAAUGAACCUGUGGGGAACAGCUGUGCAGGAAGGAAGAGGAGUCACUGGGGGAAUCAGUCAAAGGGAAGCAGGUGUGCAGGGGCAGGACACACACCACAGGGAACUGGUGGGCAGGGGAGUAAACUCUGGGGAGGUCGUUUUGUGGGGGACACUGAUCCCAUCAUGGAGAAGUUCAAUGCAUCCAUCACAUAUGACCAGAGGAUGUGGAUUGCUGACAUCAGAGGGAGCAAGGCGUACGUGAAAGCUCUGGAAAAGGCCAAGCUGGUCACCACGGUGGAGAUGGACCUGAUUGCACAAGGGCUGGAUGAGAUUGCUGCAGAAUGGUUAAAAGGUGUUUUCGUGAUCAAACCUGGAGAUGAAGACAUUCAUACAGCCAACGAGCGCAGGCUUACGGAGCUGAUCGGUGCUCCUGCAGGGAAGCUGCACACGGGCAGGAGCAGAAAUGACCAGGUUGUCACGGACAUGAGGUUGUGGCUGCGAGACUCCAUCUCCACCCUGACAGGCAAUGCUCUGCAGCUCAUAUCGACCAUGGUGGAGCGAGCGGCAGCGGAGAUUGGAGUGCUGUUUCCUGGUUACACACACAUGCAGAGAGCUCAGCCAAUCAGAUGGAGCCACUGGAUCCUCAGUCACGCCGUCGCUUUGAGCCGAGAUGUCGAUCGUCUUCAGGAGUUGAAGAGGAGGGUCAAUGUUUUGCCUCUUGGCAGCGGUGCCAUCGCUGGGACGCCGUUCGACAUCGACAGGGAGCUGCUGAGGAAAGAGUUGGACUUUGAAGGCAUCAGCCUAAACAGCAUGGACGCUACAGCUCAGAGGGACUUUGUUGUGGAGUUCCUGUUCUGGGCUUCGUUGUGUUUGACUCAUCUCAGUAAGAUGGCAGAGGACCUGAUGCUGUACAGCACCAAAGAGUUCUCCUUCAUCUCUCUCUCUGAUGCGUACAGCACAGGCAGCAGUCUGAUGCCCCAGAAGAAGAAUGCGGACAGUCUGGAGCUGAUCAGGAGUAAAGCCGGUCGUGUCUUUGGCAGCUGUGCAGGGUUCAUGAUGACGCUGAAGGGCCUGCCCAGCACCUACAACAAAGACCUACAGGAGGAUAAGGAGGCAAUGUUUGACUGCUAUGAUACUGUUCAUGCUGUGCUGCAGGUGACCACCGGGGUCAUGUCGACUCUAAAGAUCAACCAGAGCGUGAUGGAAGCAGCCCUCAGUCCGGACAUGUUGGCGACUGACCUCGCCUACUACCUUGUGAGGAAGGGGAUGCCGUUCAGAGAAGCUCAUGGUGUUUCUGGUAAAGCAGUUUUCACUGCUGAAUCCAAAAAUAUCCCCCUGAACCAACUCACUGUGGAGGACCUGAGUGCUCUUAGCCCUCUGUUUGGGAGUGACGUCUCCUCAGUGUGGGACUACAGGAGCAGUGUGGAGCAGUACAGCGCCCCCGGUGGCACAGCCGAGAGUAGCGUUACUGCACAGGUUGAACACCUGAGGAAAUGGAGACAGACCCAUUGAUCUAAACCUGAAUCCACCUUACAUUUCAGAACCUGGUUUACUACCUCCAGAUAAAUCUCAAAUGUGAGGUCAGCCUUUUUAUGAGCACCUUGUGCCUUCUUCUUUUUAAGGAUAUGAUGCGACCUGAGGUUUGUGUGUGAUAAAGGGAUAAACAAAGGGAGUGUUCAAAUGAUCGCUCAACCAUCAUAAUUGUUGUAAACGUCCUGAUCAAUGCAGAAUAAUAAAUUUAACUUAACAGUGUGUGACA